This is a messenger RNA of Meleagris gallopavo (turkey), 795 nucleotides long. RefSeq names its product feather keratin 1-like. The record is from RefSeq and is a predicted model, not a curated record. NCBI's taxonomy places the organism in Eukaryota, Metazoa, Chordata, Aves, Galliformes, Phasianidae. Gene Ontology annotation, molecular function: structural constituent of cytoskeleton. Gene Ontology annotation, cellular component: intermediate filament.
UCCUUCCCCCAGAACACUGCUGUGGGAUCUUCAGCAUCUGCUGCUGUUGGCAACAUCCUAAGUGCUGAAGGUCCACCUCCAUCCCACAGCCAUGUCCUGCUUCGAUCUGUGCCGUCCCUGUGGCCCGACCCCGCUGGCCAACAGCUGCAACGAGCCCUGUGUGCGCCAGUGCCAGGACUCCCGAGUGGUGAUUGAACCAUCUCCCGUGGUGGUCACCCUGCCCGGACCCAUCCUCAGCUCCUUCCCCCAGAACACCGCUGUGGGCUCCAGCACCUCCGCUGCCGUGGGCAGCAUCUUGAGUGAGGAGGGAGUGCCCAUCUCCUCUGGUGGCUUUGGCUUGUCUGGCCUGGGUGGCCGUUUCUCUGGCAGGAGGUGCCUGCCCUACUAAGGAUGAGAUGGAUGUCCUGUGAGCCCAUUGCCCAGGAAAGCCUGAAGCCAGAUGCUGGACUGAGGAUGAAGCUGAUGGCCUGAUUUUUCAGAUGGGCUGAACACUCUCAUGCCCUGCUGCAAAACCUGCGUUGUCUGGAAACAUGGCCCUGUGAUGUCAUUUUCUUUUUCCAUUUUCUUUUCAUCGUCAUUAGUCCAUAUUAUCUCCUGCUGUUCUGUACAAUGGGUUCAUCCUGAAGCACGUUUAGAUGCUCCUGCUUUUUCUCCCUCUCACCAUGUGAGGGAGGAAGAUGUGCAUCCCGUUCUGGUGAGGGGAUGUCUGAGUACGAGCUGCUCUUGUAGCAGCCUGGACCAGAUCCAUUACCCCAUGCAUUGCUUUAUUUUCUACCUUAAGACUCAAUAAAUUUA